Messenger RNA from Rhineura floridana, 4087 nucleotides. RefSeq names its product cullin 4A (gene CUL4A). Gene Ontology annotation, biological process: ubiquitin-dependent protein catabolic process; protein ubiquitination; DNA damage response. The coding region runs from base 531 to 2837 and encodes 768 amino acids. The transcript has 20 exons. Gene Ontology annotation, molecular function: ubiquitin protein ligase binding. Gene Ontology annotation, cellular component: Cul4A-RING E3 ubiquitin ligase complex. The record is from RefSeq and is a predicted model, not a curated record. NCBI's taxonomy places the organism in Eukaryota, Metazoa, Chordata, Lepidosauria, Squamata, Rhineuridae.
GCUGUGCUCCUUUGCUAGCUGCUCUCCACCCCUCUCUUGUACCUGUUUGUGUCCCGUGACAGUAAGCAGAGCCCUCCUCUGGGCCAGGGAAGUAACUAUCUGCCCGACAAGGCACAGCCGUUGCUUUUGCUCUCCUUUUAGAAGUCGGGCCGUCCCACGGUGGAGGCAACAGCUGCGGCCUUUGCUAUGCCGACUGGACCAAAGGAGCCAUUUUGUGAAGCGUCGUGCAGGAGGGGGGUGGGCCCUUCAGCUUAGCUUUUCCCACACGGAGUCAGUCCAGGGGCCGAGAAGGGGGUGCUGCUUCGGCCUUUCCACCCGUUGGUCGGCUUUUCGUUUCCUUGCCUCCCUCAGCCGGACGGGCUUCAUGGAAUUCCCUCGGUCGCUGGGACAACUUGUGUGCGACGGCAUCGCGCCCGCAGCGAAGAUUUCCUCCCUUUAAAAGGCGUUUUCGUCUCAUUCACCCCUCCGAGGAGGGGGGAGGGAACUACGGAAAUCUAGCCUCUCUCCCCCCCCCCGUUUCACGGUAGAACAUGGCCGGCGAGCCCCAGAAGAAGCAGCACUUGUCGGCGUUGGUGGGGUACACCAACGGGCUCACCAAACCCGCUUCCCUAGCAGCGGCAGCCGGAGUGCGAAGUGGACCGGUCGGCUCUGGGGCUGCCGGUGGAGGUGGCACUUCCAAGAAAUUAGUGAUCAAGAACUUCAGAGAGAGACCCACUUUGCCUGAUAAUUACACUCGGGACAUAUGGCAGAAGCUUCAUGAAGCUGUUAGAGCAAUUCAGAGUAGUACAUCCAUUCAAUAUAAUCUUGAAGAGCUUUACCAAGCUGUUGAAAAUGUCUGUUCUUAUAAAGCAUCACCUAUGCUGUAUAAACAGCUAAGACAAGUCUGUGAAGAACAUGUGAAAACACAAAUACUGCAGUUUAGAGAAGAUUCUCUUGACAGUCUUCUGUUUUUAAAGAAAAUAAACAAAUGCUGGCAAGAUCAUUGCAGACAAAUGAUCAUGAUUAGAAGCAUUUUUUUGUUUUUGGAUCGUACAUAUGUACUUCAGAAUUCAAUGCUACCUUCUAUAUGGGAUAUGGGAUUGGAACUUUUUAGAAACCACAUUAUUAAUGAUAAAAUAGUUCAAACAAGAACUAUUGAUGGAAUACUGCUGUUGAUUGAACGUGAACGGAAUGGUGAAACUGUAGAUAGAAGCUUGUUACGAAGCCUGUUAAGUAUGCUCUCUGAUUUGCAAGUUUACAAAGAGUCAUUUGAACAAAGGUUUUUGGAAGAGACAAACUGUUUAUAUACUGCAGAAGGCCAAAGAUUAAUGCAAGAAAGAGAGGUCCCAGAAUAUCUUCAUCAUGUUAACAAACGAUUAGAAGAAGAAACAGAUAGAGUGGUAACAUAUUUAGAUUACAGUACACAGAAGCCACUCAUUGCUUGUGUGGAGAGGCAGCUUUUAGGAGAGCACUUAUCAGCUGUUUUGCAAAAAGGAUUUGAUAAUCUGCUUGAUGAAAACAGAAUAGCAGAUCUCACCCAGAUGUGCCAGCUUUUCAGCCGUGUAAAAAGUGGGCAACAGCUCCUUCUGCAACACUGGAGUGAAUACAUCAAGAACUUUGGGACAACAAUAGUGGUAAAUCCUGAAAAAGACAAGGAUAUGGUGCAAGAUCUGCUAGAUUUUAAGGAAAAAGUGGAUCAUAUCAUAGAAGUGUGUUUUCAGAAAAAUGAGAAAUGUAUAAACUUGAUGAAAGAAUCUUUUGAAACAUUUAUCAACAAGAGACCAAAUAAACCAGCAGAACUGAUAGCAAAACAUGUAGACUCAAAGCUGAGAGCUGGCAAUAAAGAAGCAACAGAUGAAGAGCUGGAAAGAAUCCUUGACAAGAUUAUGAUAAUAUUCAGAUUUAUUCAUGGUAAAGAUGUGUUUGAAGCAUUUUAUAAAAAGGAUCUGGCCAAAAGACUUCUGGUUGGAAAAAGUGCUUCAGUAGAUGCUGAGAAAUCUAUGUUGUCUAAGCUUAAGCAUGAGUGCGGUGCUGCUUUCACCAGUAAACUGGAAGGAAUGUUUAAGGAUAUGGAACUUUCAAAAGAUAUUAUGGUUCAGUUUAAACAGUAUAUGCAGAAUCAAAAGGACCCAGGCAAUAUUGAUUUAACAGUAAAUAUACUUACCAUGGGAUACUGGCCCACUUAUAUGCCUAUGGAUGUUGUUCUGCCUCCAGAGAUGGUUAAACUUCAAGAAGUAUUUAAGACUUUUUAUCUUGGAAAACAUAGUGGUCGAAAACUUCAGUGGCAGACUAGUUUAGGACAUGCUGUCCUGAAAACAGAAUUUAAAGAGGGUAAGAAGGAGUUCCAGGUGUCGCUCUUUCAAACCUUAGUUCUUCUAAUGUUCAAUGAAGGAGAUGAAUUCAGUUUUGAAGAAAUUAAAAUGGCUACUGGUAUAGAGGACAGUGAAUUGAAAAGAACCAUGCAGUCUCUAGCCUGUGGUAAAGCAAGAGUACUGAAUAAAAGUCCAAGAGGCAAGGAUGUAGAAGAUGGAGACAAAUUCACCUUUAAUGAUGAUUUCAAGCAUAAGUUGUUUAGAAUCAAGAUCAAUCAAAUCCAGAUGAAAGAAACAGUUGAGGAACAAGCCAGCACAACUGAAAGGGUGUUUCAAGACAGGCAGUAUCAGAUUGACGCUGCUAUAGUACGAAUAAUGAAGAUGAGGAAGAUACUUAGUCACAAUCUUCUAGUUUCAGAGUUAUAUAACCAGCUAAAAUUUCCAGUAAAGCCUGGAGAUCUGAAAAAGCGGAUUGAAUCUCUCAUAGACAGAGACUAUAUGGAGAGAGACAAAGAUAACCCUAAUCAAUACCACUACGUUGCAUGAUGAUGAGGAAACUGUUUUUAUAAAACAGAAGGACACUAGCUUCCCAACAAUGGAUACUUGUAUUGUUCCCAAACCUUAGUUUUAGCGGAACUGGGACUGAUAAUCAUUAAUCAGCUGCACGUACUGCUGAUACAUGAAACAUCCUUGCCUAGAAUCUGUGGUCGUAUUCAAAUACAUAAUUAUUUUUAGAUCUGCUUUUGGAAUUUCUUUGGAAUUCUGUUCAAAAUUUAUUUGGUAGUUGGAGUGAAUGGUAACAGUCCUCUGUAUCAUCUGAUUCUUUGGCCUGAAGAAAUUAGUUGUUUGUGUUUGACAGCACAUCAUAAAAAAAUUUAUGCUGCAUUUUUUAGCUUCAAGAAUUAUUUGAGUUUCUUUGAAAAACUUUAUUGGAGAGCAGUCGGUGGUCUCAGAGUACACUGAUUUUUUAACUAUGCACCAUGAAUGCUAGUAUUUCUAUUUGAUUUUUUUAUUUCAAAUCUUUCUAAACUUUAUCUCUGUUUAGAUAGAGCAAGUGUCAAGAGGGUAACUACAUAUAAAACAUGUAUAGUUCAGCUUUCUAAUUAGCUCAGAUAUUAAUUGAUGAAAUAUAUUGUCUUCUCGGCCACAUGAAGGCGAAGCAAAUAAGCACUUUCUUGCUCCAGGAUAAUUGUUAACAACUCUCGCGUAAAAGAAGAAAAAAAAAACUACAGGAUAGUCUAGUUUUACUCUUAACAGUUGCACACAGGGUAAUUACAGUGGCACGUUCUUAGAACAUUUAAAAGUAUUUUUGAAAGGCUUUCUAGCCCUGUUAUGAGAACACUGGACAAUCCAGUACCUCUCCAGAUCCCCCAUAUUUGCUGAAACAUGCACAUGAGAAACUAUUUCUGUCACAGUGGCUUCUUUCCCUUGUGUCCAAAACUGUGCAUACAUAUGCAGAAUUUCUCAUGGACUUUCUGCAUGAAGCAGAAUCAUUGGAUUGUUCCCAUAGUUUUUAUCUUGACAGAUGAAGUAGCUUGUUUCAUAUCAUUUAUAUGGAAGUUGACUGGACUUUGGAAAAAGAAAGCUACAUUAACUUGAUAGUUGAAACUACUGGUUUUAUAGGAUAUGCAUAAUGAUGUACAUUUAAAAGAAGCCAAAAGAGAAUUUGACCUUUUGUGUCAUUAAUGUUAGUAAUACUUUUUUUGCAAAGCAUUUUAAAGAUAACUUGGUUUAUUAUAUAAAUUCCCUUGUAUUAUUUUGACUUCUGCAAAUUAAAUCCUCCUUUCUCAUCUGUA